UGCUACUCCAGAUAAACAUCCAGAAACAUCCAGUAACGGUCAGACUCUCUUCUACAAGCUUCGUUUUCUCACCGAUUCUCAUUUCCCAGGAGACAAACAGAAAUUCACGACAGCCCUAUAAAUAACAGACGUUUACCAACCUUCACAUUUCUCCGAAGCGCAAAAAACGAAAAGUCGUAAAAGUCACUAACUCAAUCUCACAUGGCAUCCAGAGCCUUCCGGCUCACCAGGUCUCUCCAUAGGUACCGCUCCGUACUCGGACGGGCCUGUGAACUCUCCGCUCCGGCUGCGGUCGGCCGGUCCGUCUGUGUCCCUUUGAUUCGCGUUGUAGGCGGAGGCGCAGAGAAUCCUGUGUUUGUGAAGUCGGUGAACAAUCUCGUUGGUAAUGGGUUCGGUCGCAGGUUUUAUUCGUCCUAUGAUAACGCUAAUCAGAUUAAUCAGUCAGAGUUCACUGAGAUGGCAUGGGAAGGAAUGGUUGAUGCUGUUGAUGCGGCACGACUUAGUAAACAACAAAUUGUUGAAUCUGAGCAUUUAAUGAAAGCUCUUUUGGAGCAGAAGGAUGGCUUGGCUCGGAGAAUAUUUACAAAGGCUGGGCUUGACAAUACAUCAGUUUUGCAGGCUACAGAUGACUUUAUAGAUCAACAACCCAAGGUGGUAGGUGAUACUAGUGGCCCUAUAUUGGGUACAAAUCUCAGGUCCCUAUUGGAAAAGGCAAGAAGACACAAGAAAGAAAUGGGAGAUAACUUCUUGUCUGUAGAGCACCUAUUGUUGGGAUUCCUUUCAGAUGCAAGGUUUGGGCGGCAACUAUUUCAGAACCUCCAGCUCAGUGAAAAAGAUUUGAAAGAUGCUGUCUCAGCAGUUCGUGGAAAUCAGAGAGUUACUGAUCAAAACCCUGAAGGAAAAUACCAAGCACUGGAAAAAUAUGGGAAUGACUUGACUGAACUUGCUAGACGUGGAAAACUAGAUCCUGUAAUAGGACGAGAUGAUGAAAUUCGGCGUUGUAUCCAGAUAUUAUCUAGGAGAACAAAGAACAACCCUGUCAUUAUUGGUGAGCCUGGUGUUGGAAAGACUGCAAUUGCUGAAGGCUUAGCUCAAAGAAUUGUGCGAGGGGAUGUUCCUGAACCUUUGAUGAACAGAAAGUUGAUUUCACUGGAUAUGGGUUCAUUGCUUGCUGGUGCUAAGUUCCGUGGAGAUUUUGAGGAAAGACUGAAAGCAGUCCUUAAGGAAGUCACCGCUUCAAAUGGGCAGAUUAUUUUAUUUAUUGAUGAGAUCCAUACUGUAGUGGGUGCAGGGGCUGUGAGUGGGGCAAUGGAUGCUGGGAACUUGUUGAAGCCAAUGCUUGGCAGAGGUGAGCUCCGAUGUAUAGGGGCAACAACAUUGAAUGAAUACAGAAAAUACAUUGAGAAGGAUCCUGCCCUUGAGCGCAGGUUCCAGCAAGUGUUCUGUGGUCAGCCUUCAGUUGAAGACGCAAUUUCCAUUCUUCGUGGAUUGCGUGAACGCUAUGAGCUUCAUCAUGGUGUCAAAAUAUCAGACAGUGCCCUUGUAUCAGCAGCAGUUCUUGCAGACCGAUAUAUUACAGAGCGUUUUUUGCCUGACAAAGCCAUUGAUCUUGUGGAUGAAGCGGCUGCAAAGCUGAAAAUAGAGAUAACUUCAAAGCCUACGGAGUUGGAUGAGAUAGAUAGAGCUGUGAUUAAACUAGAGAUGGAGAAACUAUCCCUGAAAAGUGACACUGAUAAAGCAUCCAGAGAAAGGUUAAGCAAGCUGGAAAAUGAUCUACUUUCACUUAAGCAGAAACAGAAAGAUCUAACUGAUCAAUGGGAACAAGAAAAAGUUCUCAUGACACGAAUCCGAUCUAUUAAGGAGGAGAUUGACAGGGUGAACCUGGAGAUGGAAUCUGCUGAACGUGAAUAUAAUUUAAAUCGUGCUGCUGAGCUCAAAUAUGGAACCUUAAUUUCUCUUCAGCGGCAACUGGAAGAGGCUGAGAAGAACCUUGCUAAUUAUCGGAAAUCCGGAAAGUCUUUGCUCCGGGAAGAAGUGACUGACCUUGAUAUUGCUGAAAUUGUGAGUAAAUGGACCGGUAUACCCUUGUCAAACCUACAGCAAUCAGAGAGGGACAAGUUAGUCUUGCUAGAACAAGUUCUGCACCAAAGGGUGGUUGGUCAGGAAAAUGCUGUUAAAUCAGUGGCUGAUGCAAUCCGGCGUUCAAGGGCAGGAUUGUCAGACCCCAUCCGGCCAAUUGCAAGCUUCAUGUUCAUGGGUCCUACUGGGGUCGGUAAAACUGAGCUUGCAAAGGCUCUCGCAGGGUACCUUUUUAAUACAGAAAAUGCUCUUGUUAGAAUUGACAUGACUGAAUACAUGGAAAAGCACGCAGUCUCACGCUUGGUUGGUGCACCACCUGGUUAUGUCGGAUAUGAAGAAGGUGGACAGCUCACCGAAGUAGUUCGCCGGAGACCUUAUUCCGUGGUACUAUUUGAUGAGAUUGAGAAGGCACAUCACGAUGUGUUCAACAUUCUGUUACAGCUACUAGAUGAUGGCAGGAUAACUGAUUCUCAGGGAAGAACAGUUAGUUUUACAAAUUGUGUAGUGAUCAUGACAUCAAAUAUCGGGUCCCACUAUAUCCUAGAAACACUUCAGAGCACAGAUAAGAAGGAAGCAGUUUAUGAGAUCAUGAAAAAACAAGUUGUUGAGUUGGCCAGACAAACAUUCCGACCAGAGUUCAUGAAUCGAAUCGAUGAAUAUAUUGUCUUCCAGCCUUUGGACUCCAAAGAAAUCAGCAAAAUUGUUGAGAUACAGAUGAACCGACUAAGAGAGAGGCUGAAACAGAAGAAAAUCGAUCUCCAUUACACAAAGGAGGCUGUUGAACUUUUGGGGACGCAAGGCUUUGACCCAAAUUUCGGUGCAAGGCCAGUCAAGAGGGUAAUACAGCAGAUGGUUGAAAACGAAAUAGCAAUGGGAAUUCUGAGAGGGGAUUUCAAGGAGGACGAGUCGAUUAUCAUCGAUGCUGACAUGUCAGCCAACAUUCCUCCCCAUAAGAGAUUGCUGAUCAAGAAGUUGGAGAGUAGUUCUCCCAUGGACGCCAUGGUUGCCUGAUAGUAGAUUUUGUAGAAGAAAAUAAGGUUUGACAAAACAUUUCCAAAUUUUGGGCAUACGAAUAUUGGAACCUCGUCUUUUUCCCGGUUUGUACACGGGAAGUAGUUGGGGGUUGAGUGGUUAGCGAUCUUCAGUACUCUAAAACCUUGGACUCCUAAUUUAAUUUUCUAGAAAAUAUGGAAAUAGUCUAAGAUGUUCAUUUUCA
Vitis vinifera (wine grape) is the source of this 3295-nucleotide messenger RNA. Its product is annotated as chaperone protein ClpB4, mitochondrial. Gene Ontology annotation, cellular component: cytoplasm. Lineage: Eukaryota; Viridiplantae; Streptophyta; Magnoliopsida; Vitales; Vitaceae. Bases 202 to 3090 code for a protein of 962 amino acids. The record is from RefSeq and is a predicted model, not a curated record. The transcript has 10 exons. Gene Ontology annotation, biological process: protein refolding; cellular response to heat. Gene Ontology annotation, molecular function: ATP binding; ATP hydrolysis activity.